AUGCCAAGUCGAAUAUUAUCUGAAGGUUUUAAUAUAGAUCCGGGCACUUAUUCAGAUAUCUAUUGUAAACUACGAUAUUAUAUUCCAUAUACAGCACGUACUCUAUCUUCCACGUUCAUUGCUCUAGCAUCCAUCGAUAGAUUUGCAUCAAGUAGUCAACAACCAAAAAUUCGUAAAUUUAGCCAAUUGAAAAUAGCCUAUAUUGUCAUUAUAAUUGCUACCAUGUUCUGUCUGCUUAUCUUUGUACAUGUUCUUCUCUAUUUUAAUAUUGAAUUAAGUCUUGAUGAAUAUAAUCGUUUAUUACCUUCAUGCUAUGCACAAAAAGGCUUUUAUCGUAUAUUUGCGGAUUUUUUCUAUCUGACGUGUUAUACGCUCAUUCCACCGUUUAUUAUGAUUAUAUUCAGUAUCCUAAUCGUGAGAAAUGUAUUCAAUCUCCGACGUCAACUUGAUCCAGCAACAACAACAGCCAUGUGUCACCUUCAUCGAAAAGAUCGACAACUCAUUAUAAUGCUCAUUUUUCAAGUUGUUUCUAUUGUUAUUACUACAUUACCACAUGCUAUUCAAAAACUAUAUUCAACAUAUACGGCAAAUAUGCUCAAAUCGUCUUUAACACUAGCACAAGAGAACUUCCUAUUACAAUUAGUACGAUCAAUAUCGUUUAUUAAUCAUUCGUGUAGUUUCUAUAUAUUUACUCUUUCGGGUCAAACGUUUCGAAAUGAGUUUUAUAGAAUAAUUAAUAAAUGUGGUGCUUUUAAAAUUAAACUUCCAUUACAGCGUCCAUCAAGUAAUUAUUGA
This is a messenger RNA of Didymodactylos carnosus, 795 nucleotides long. The record is from the annotation of a GenBank genome assembly. Lineage: Eukaryota; Metazoa; Rotifera; Eurotatoria; Philodinida; Philodinidae.